Molecule: messenger RNA, 2261 nt
Organism: Castor canadensis (American beaver)
Lineage: Eukaryota; Metazoa; Chordata; Mammalia; Rodentia; Castoridae
Source: RefSeq, a predicted model, not a curated record
AUCAUUCAAGAGGAGCGAUCCUGUGAACCCAUAUCAUGUAGGUUCUGGCUACGUCUUUGCGCCAGCCACUAGCGCCAAUGACAGUGAGAUAUCCAGCGACGCACUGACUGAUGAUUCCAUGUCCAUGACGGACAGUAGUGUAGAUGGGAUCCCUCCUUACCGUGUGGGGAGUAAGAAACAGCUCCAGAGAGAAAUGCAUCGCAGUGUGAAGGCCAAUGGCCAAGUGUCUCUACCUCAUUUCCCGAGAACCCACCGCCUGCCCAAGGAGAUGACCCCCGUGGAGCCUGCCGCCUUUGCGGCCGAGCUCAUCUCAAGGCUGGAGAAGCUGAAGCUGGAGCUGGAGAGUCGCCACAGCCUGGAGGAGCGACUGCAGCAGAUCCGCGAGGAUGAAGAGAAAGAAGGGUCAGAGCAGGCUUUGAGCUCACGAGAAGGGAUGCCGACCCAGCAACCCCUGUCCCUCCUGCCCUCUGGCAGCUAUGAGGAGGACCCACAGACCAUCUUGGACGACCACUUGUCUAGAGUCCUCAAGACCCCUGGCUGCCAGUCGCCUGGUGUGGGCCACUACAGCCCACGCUCCCGCUCUCCCGACCACCACUACCACCACCAUCAGCAGUACCACUCCCUUCUCCCACCCGGAGGCAAGCUGCCUCCCGCCGCUGCCUGCCCGUUCCUUGGGGGCAAGGGCUUCGUGACCAAGCAGAUGACGAAGCACGUCCACCACCACUACAUCCACCACCAUGCCGGUCCCAAGACCAAGGAGGAGAUCGAGGCUGAAGCCACGCAGAGGGUACGCUGCUUCUGCCCUGGGGUCACUGAGUAUUACAGCUACUCAAAAUGCAAGAGCCAUCCCAAGGUUCCAGAAGGCACGGCAGGGGAUCAGUUCAGUGCACCCAGAGGCAGUACCUUGCCCAAACGAAAUGGGAAAGGCACCGAGGCUGGCCUGGCCCUGCCCGCCAGGGAAGGAGGGGCCCCUGGUGGAACUGGAGCCCUGCAGCUUCCUGGAGAGGAAGGAGACCGGUCGCAGGAUGUCUGGCAGUGGAUGAUGGAGAGCGAGCGGCAGAGCAAGCCCAAGCCCCACAGUGCCCAAAGCACUAAAAAGGCUUACCCUUUGGAGUCUGCCCGUGUGUCCUCAGGUGAACGAGUCAGCCGGCACCACCUGUGGGGGGGCAGUGGGCACCCCCGCACCCAUCCAUUUACCCAGGACCCUGCAAUGCCUCCUCUGACCCCACCCAAUACUCUGGCGCAGCUGGAGGAGGCCUGCCGCAGGCUGGCGGAGGUAUCGAAACCCCCAAAGCAGCGGUGUUGCAUGGCCAGUCAGCAGAGGGAUAGGAACCACUUGGCCACUGGUCAGGUGGGAACCCUGCCUUUCUCCAACUCAAGCCUGGCUCCAGAAGAUCACAAAGAGCCAAAGAAACUGGCAGGGGUCCAUGCACUCCAGGCUAGUGAGUUGGUUGUCACUUACUUUUUCUGUGGAGAAGAAAUUCCAUACAGGAGGAUGCUGAAGGCCCAGAGCUUGACCCUGGGCCACUUUAAAGAGCAGCUCAGCAAAAAGGGAAAUUACAGGUAUUACUUCAAAAAAGCUAGUGACGAGUUUGCCUGCGGCGCGGUUUUUGAGGAGAUCUGGGACGAUGAGACAGAGCUGCCGAUGUAUGAAGGCCGGAUUCUGGGCAAAGUGGAGAGGAUCGAUUGAGCCCUGGGGGUCUGGCUUUGGUGCACUGUGGAGCCUGAAGCUCACCAGACCUGUCUUGGACCUAAGCGACAGCCACAAACCAUUCUGAAGGAAAAUUAAACCAAUGAAGAAAGACAAAGUCUAGGGAAGCGUUGGCCAUUGGGCCUUGGGGAGGGUGGGGGAGGUUGUUUUCAUUAUUCAUGAGCUGGGUACUGAGACAAGAAAAGCCUGAACUAUUUAUUAAAAACAUGACCACUCUUGGCUAUUGAGGAUGCUGACUGUGUUUGAGAGACUGCCAUACAUAAUAUAUGACUUCCUAGGGAUCUGAAAUCCAUAAACUAAGAGAAACUGUGUAUAGCUUACCUGAACAGAGUCCUUACUGAUAUUUAUUGAACAAUUGAUUCCCCUGUCCCCAGUUUAUGGAUAUGCUGCUUUAAACACAGAAGGGGGAGGGAGGAAAUUUGUUCUGUCUGAACUUAGGAGCUGAGCUAGCAGUGCAUUCACGAUUCCUUCGUUAACAGAGGAAUAGGCUUUGUGCUUUUUCUCCAAGUGAAGACAGACUUUUAAAAAAAAAUGGCGUGCUACUAUUGAC